AUGCCUACCAGAUUACGUCAAACUAGAAAGCACAGGGGAAACGUUACAGCCGGUUACGGUCGUAUCGGAAAGCACAGAAAGCACCCAGGUGGACGUGGUAUGGCCGGUGGUCAGCAUCACCACAGAAUUGCCAUGGAUAAGUACCAUCCAGGUUACUUCGGUAAAGUUGGUAUGAGAUUCUUCCACAAGCAAAAGAACCCAUUCUGGAAGCCAGUUAUCAAUUUAGAAAAGCUAUGGUCUUUGGUUGACAACAAGGACGAGAAGUUGGCUCAGUCCACUAAGGACUCUGCUGUCGUUAUUGACACUUUGGCUCACGGUUACGGUAAGGUCUUGGGUAAGGGAAGACUUCCUAAUGUUCCAGUUAUCGUUAAGGCCAGAUUUGUCUCAAAGUUGGCUGAGGAGAAGAUCAGAGCUGUCGGCGGUGUUGUUGAGCUUGUUGCUUAA
Messenger RNA from Brettanomyces bruxellensis, 444 nucleotides. RefSeq names its product 60S ribosomal protein L28 (gene RPL28). The coding region runs from base 1 to 444 and encodes 147 amino acids. Gene Ontology annotation, cellular component: ribosome; cytosolic large ribosomal subunit. The record is from RefSeq and is a predicted model, not a curated record. Gene Ontology annotation, biological process: translation. NCBI's taxonomy places the organism in Eukaryota, Fungi, Ascomycota, Pichiomycetes, Pichiales, Pichiaceae. Gene Ontology annotation, molecular function: structural constituent of ribosome. The transcript has 2 exons.